AUGUCACAAUUAAAGAAGACAAAUCUCAAUUCAGUAAAAGAAUUACAGAAAACAACAGAUGAACAAUUAGGUUCAGUAUUACAAAAUUUAGGUUAUGAAGAAUCAUUUAAGAUCAUAGAUUUAAAAUUAGGAUUAGGUACAAUAACUGUUGUUAUAGCAGGAUUAUUAUUUUUAGCAGAUAAAAAAUUCAAAUUUAAAGACAUAUAUAAUAUUACAUUGAUUUCAUGUGUGGUGUAUGGAAUUGUUAAUGCUGCUUUAUUUCUCAUAAAUUUAAAAUAUAAAAAUGUCAAAUAUAUUGGAUAUAACAAAAAGGGUGGAAUAAUAACAAUAGCUAGUGAAAUAAAGAAAUAUGAACCAAACUAUUACGUAACGAUUACAAUUGAUGACAAAGCUCCAAACAAAACUGUAAUACCUUUUAAUAAAUUUUUUGAUAUCAUUGGAUUCUUUAACAGAGAUGAAUUUUUGAAAUUAUUAAGUAGUGAUAUUAAUAAAAAGUCAGAGUAG
This is a messenger RNA of Lodderomyces pseudojiufengensis, 504 nucleotides long. RefSeq names its product signal peptidase complex subunit (gene SPC2). NCBI's taxonomy places the organism in Eukaryota, Fungi, Ascomycota, Pichiomycetes, Serinales, Debaryomycetaceae. Gene Ontology annotation, cellular component: signal peptidase complex; membrane. Gene Ontology annotation, biological process: protein targeting to ER. The transcript has a single exon. Bases 1 to 504 code for a protein of 167 amino acids. The record is from RefSeq and is a predicted model, not a curated record.